AUGGCAUCGAUAUCGCUCGUUUGUAUGAUCACUAAAGACUGUGGUCUUAAGGCAAGCACGACAUUACAAGACCAUAAGCCUGUCGCCACAGGUGACCUUCGCCGUUGGUGUCCAUCUGCUGAAGCAAUUUGGACUCGUACUCCUGUUUCUGGCCAUAUCUGGAGGUGUAAACCGAAUCCUGGCCCUGCGUCAUCUUUUGGUGUUAAAACAAGGGGAUUAUCAAUAGCCCACCUAAACGUACGCAGUCUUCUUGGAAAACUGGAUGAGUUGAAGCUAUUGGUAACAUCGACCUCCAAAAGCUUUGAUGUGCUCACCUUAUCUGAGACCUGGUUGAAUAGCUCAAUCUCUGAUGCUGAAAUCCAGGUCCCUGGUUAUACGUGCAUUAGGAAGGACAGACCUGACGGGAAACGUGGCGGCGAUAACAAUUCUCCUAAAAUCGACUAUUCAGCAAGUAAUGUCAUUUUACUUGGUGACUUCAACGUUGAUGUCUCCUCUAAGAAAAAUCCUUUGAAACAACAGCUAAUCAACUYUACUCGCUCUCUGGAUUUCACCCAGCUGAUUAAAGACCCAACACGAGUUACUGAAACAUCAAAAUCUAUGAUUGACCUAAUCCUCGUGAACAAUGAACAUCGUUAUACUGACAGUGGGGUGGUAAAUCCAUCCAUCAGUGAUCAUUUUCUCGUUUACUGCGUUCUUAAAGUAGGUAAACCUAAGGCAAGUCCCAGGACAAUGGAAUACCGUUCUUAUAAGAACUAUGAUCGCGAAGCCUUUCUGAAAGACCUGAAAGACGUUCCUUGGAACUUUGUGGAAGACAGUGACGACGUUGAUGCAUCAGUCCUAACUUGGAAUAAACUAUUUCUCGAUGUGGCUGAUGCUCAUGCUCCUGUCAAGAAACGGCGAAUCAGUGGUAUCCAAUGUCCAUGGAUGACUUCAAAAGUAAAAGAAGCUAUGCACAACCGUGACUUCCAUCAUCGUAAAGCUACAACAACUGGCUCUCGUAACACCGUUAAGAGCGAUAUAAAGCGCGGUAAGUCAAAGUACAUCGACCUGAUCAAAGACAGCAAGGGAAACGGUAACAAUCUGUUGAAAGCAAUCAAUAAAGCUACCUGCAGGAAGCAAGAUCAGGCCUCUAUUCCCAACUGCAUAGUCUCCAAUGGUGUUCAAUAUCUGGAGUCAAAGUCCAUCGUUAACGUAUUGAACAAUCACUUUGCUUCCAUCGGUCAACUUCUUGCAAAGAAAAUCUCCUCUCUUUUUCCUUUCUUCUCACCCAAUAUCACUUCUGACCCAGAUCAAAGUUUCCAUCUAAGUUCAGUUGAUGAAACGUUUGUUCUCAAUCAAUUAAAAUCUCUCAAGACCAACAAGUCGAUUGGAUUGGACAACAUCAGUGCUCGCCUUCUCAAGGAUUCUGCAGAUGUGAUCGCUCAACCAGUUACUAAUCUACUGAACUUAUCUAUCAAGCUCCACUCGUUUCCUUGUAUUUGGAAAUGUGCUAAGGUCAUAGCCCUGUUUAAAACUGGGGAUAGAACUGAUGCCACCAACUAUCGACCCAUCUCUAUUCUUCCGAACUGCAACUCUACGAACACCUAA
Molecule: messenger RNA, 1587 nt
Organism: Actinia tenebrosa (Australian red waratah sea anemone)
Lineage: Eukaryota; Metazoa; Cnidaria; Anthozoa; Actiniaria; Actiniidae
Source: RefSeq, a predicted model, not a curated record